AGCGAGAGGGGAAAAGGCCGGGAGAGCAGAGGAGAGGAAGGACCAAGGACGGACGGAGGAAGAAGCAUCCUCCUGUCCCAUCCCUAUCCGUGGAGGUCGAGGGGAGAGAGGGAAAGGCCGGUGGAUCCGAUGGACAGCAGCUUCGGCCGCCGGAGCAGCAGCCAUGGCGGCGUGGACGGCGAGUGGCGGCGGUGGGCGGUGCUGGUGGCGACGGUGUGGGUGCAGGCGCUGACGGGGACCAACUUCGACUUCUCGGCCUACUCGUCGGCGCUCAAGGCGUCUAUGGGCGUCUCCCAGCAGUCGCUCAACUACCUGGCCACCGCCUCCGACCUCGGCAAGGCCUUCGGCUGGUCCUCGGGGCUGGCGCUGCUCUACAUGCCGCUCCCGGCGGUGCUGCUCCUGUCCGCCGCGCUCGGCCUCGCCUCCUACGCCCUCCAGUACGGCAUCCUCCUCCCCUCCUCCACGCUCGCCGCCACCCUCCCCUACCCCGCGGUGUUCUUGAUCUGCCUGGCAGCAGGGUGCAGCAUCUGCUGGUUCAACACGGUCUGCUUCGUGGUCUGCAUACGCAGCUUCUCUGCAGCCAACCGCCCCCUGGCCCUCUCCCUCUCCAUAAGCUUCAACGGGCUCAGCGCCGCAUUCUACACCCUCUUCGCCAACGCUCUCUCCCCUUACUCACCAUCCGUCUACCUCCUCCUCAAUGCCACCCUCCCCCUCGCCGCCUCCAUCAUUGCGCUCCCAGCGAUCCUCCUCUGCCACCCACAUGAUCACAGCAGCCUCCACACUUUGCCAAAGCAUGACAGGCGUGUCUUCCUCUGCUUCUACACCAUCGCAUUUGUCACCGGCAUAUAUUUAGUGACCUUCGGUUCUGUCACCACAACCAGCUCUGCUGCAAGGGCCGUCCUCAUGGGCGCCAUGGCCCUCCUCACACUUCCUCUCAUCAUCCCUGCCGCCUCGAGCUGUUCUAGCGUGGGCACACAUGAUCCUGACACUGAAUUGACACUCAACCACAACGAUCCACAGAAGCCGCUCCUUCUCAACCAUGAUGACCACACGGAGACCAACGGCAGCAUGGCACAUAAAACAGUGGAAUGGCAGCCCAAGGGCUGUUGCUGUGGGACGAUACUGGACAAGGGCUGUGUGUUGGUUCUUGGUGAGGAGCAUAGUGCAAAGAAGCUCAUCCGAUGUGUCGAUUUUUGGCUCUACUACACAGCGUACUUCUGUGGUGCCACUGUUGGGCUGGUGUACAGCAACAACUUGGGGCAGAUUGCGCAAUCGUUGCAAUGUCAACCACAGCUCACCAUGCUUCUUGCAGUUUACUCCUCUUGCUCCUUCUUCGGCCGCCUUCUCUCUGCACUCCCUGACUUCCUUCACAGGAGGGUGUCAUUUGCUCGGACAGGGUGGCUUGCGGUGGCAUUGGUGCCCAUGCCAGUGGCUUUCUUCUUGAUGUGGAAAUUGCACGAUGUAAACACUCUGAUAGCAGGAACGGCGUUAAUUGGCCUAAGCUCAGGUUUCAUCUUCGCUGCGGCAGUGUCAGUGACAUCCGAGCUCUUCGGACCAAAUAGCAUCGGUGUGAACCACAACAUCCUCAUCACCAACAUCCCUCUUGGCUCACUCCUCUACGGACAGAUUGCUGCCCUGGUAUAUGAUGCAAAUGGCCGAAAGAGUACGGUACUGGACAACCUCACUGGCACGGUUGACACCACGAUAGUGUGCAUGGGUGCGAAGUGCUACUCAAACACAUUCUUUGUGUGGGGUUGCAUCACAGUGCUGGGCUUGGCAUCAAGCGUAGCCCUAUUCUUGAGAACAAGACAGGCCUAUGCUACUGCUGCUGGUCAAUCUAGUUCUAAUUACAAGGGGUUGGAUGUUGAAUGGAGGAGGGAGGGACUCACAGAAGCCGGUGUGGAUCAUGAAAAGCUCCAUGGCGGCGCCUAUGGCCGCGCCGCCGACGGCGAUCUUCAGCCGACAGUCAAGGGCGUGGUCGACGACGACGAGGACGCUUCCCGGGAAUCGGAGCCUGAAAGGAAUGAGGAGGAAGCUAUGACUGCGACGGGCACGCUGCCGGGAUGGCUCACGCUUGACACGGUUGGGAUGGAUAUCCUGAGCAUCGCCGCGCCCGCUGUGCUCGCGCUCGCCGCCGACCCCAUCGCUGCGCUCGUCGACACCGCCUUCGUCGGCCAUAUAGGUUCAACCGAACUUGCUGCUGUGGGUGUAUCGAUUUCGAUCUUCAAUUUGGUGUCCAAGUUAUUUAACGUUCCACUGCUUAACGUGACCACAUCUUUUGUUGCUGAGCAGCAAGCAGUAGAUGAUAGUUAUAGAGGAACAGGAGAAAAUGAAUUUCGAAGAUCCCGAGAUAAUAAGUUGAGUGAAGAAAGGAAGUUUCUUCCGGCAGUCACGACAUCUUUGGCUCUAGCUUCUGGUAUUGGGUUGAUGGAAACUCUGGCACUUAUUUUUGGAUCUGGAACAUUGAUGGAUGUCAUCGGUAUACCAGUGGAUUCCCCAGUGCGUAUACCAGCCGAGCAAUUUCUUACUUUUAGGGCAUAUGGUGCUCCACCUAUCAUAGUAGCACUUGCAGCACAGGGUGCAUUUCGUGGGUUGAUGGAUACAAAGACACCUUUGUACGCUAUUGGUGUUGGUAACCUAGUAAAUGCAAUACUUGAUGCGAUAUUUGUCUUUCCGCUUGGUUUAGGAGUAAGAGGUGCUGCGCUGGCGACUGUAACAUCUGAGUACGUGAUAGCUUACAUCCUCCUUUGGAAGUUGAAUAGUAAAGUAGUAAUCUUCUCAGGAAAGAUCAUUGGUGGUGGAAUGAUACGCUACCUGAAAUCAGGUGGACUGCUGAUCGGUAGGACCAUAGCAGUGCUCCUCACCAUGACACUGUCGACAUCUCUUGCUGCAAGGGAAGGGCCUGUUCCAAUGGCUGGCCAUCAGUUAUGCUUGCAAGUAUGGUUGACAAUCUCUUUACUCAAUGAUGCAUUAGCUCUUGCUGGACAGGCUCUGCUUGCAACUGAAUAUACGAAAAGAAAUUACAAGCAGGCGCGCAUGGUUCUCUACAGAGUUCUGCAGAUUGGAGGGGCGACUGGUACGGCACUCGCUAUAAUCUUGUUUUUUGGGUUUGGGUCUUUCUCCUCGCUGUUCACAGACGAUCCAGCAGUUCUGGGUAUUGCCAAAUCUGGUGUCUGGUUCGUCGCCAUCUCCCAGCCAAUAAACGCUGUUGCUUUUGUGGUCGAUGGGCUCUACUAUGGUGUAUCUGACUUUGCAUAUGCUGCCUACUCCAUGUUCUUUGCAGGAGCCAUAUCAUCGGCUUUCCUACUUGUUGCUGCUCCUGAAUUUGGUCUUGGUGGCGUCUGGGCCGGUCUCAUUCUUUUUAUGAGUUUGCGAGCAGUUGCUGGGUUGUGGAGAUUAGGGAGCAAAGGUGGACCCUGGAACUCGAUCUUGUCAGAGACUGACUUACGCGACAAAAUGUGAUACCCUAGAUAAUUUUAUGAGAAGAUGAAAAGAUAGAAAAAUAAGACAUAUAUUGGUUUUCUUGUAUAGUUACUUGGCAAAUACAUGUACAGAUCCAGUGGAAGUUGCAAACUUCAUUUACUGCCAAGGCUUGUCACUAAAGUUGUAGCCGUAGAAGCACCUCUUACUUUGUUGUGGCAUUUGUUGCAAAUGCUACAGGUAGUUGGUUUGGCUGUUCUGUACACCUUCAGAUCUACCCUAGAUAAUUAUGAAUCCUGUGAAAUGUAGUUCUUACGUAGCUGAUGUGUAACCGUAGAAGCAUUCUCCACUUUGUUGUAGCCAUUAUUGCAAGUGCUACAAAAAGUUGGUUUUAGCUGUUUUGUACACCAUGUGCAAGAAAAAUAUAGUUUGCUAGCCCAACAUGUGCAUGGAGUAUUGCAACUUCUACUGUAAAUGAGCUAUGAUGUGCGGCUUUUA
Messenger RNA from Triticum dicoccoides, 3918 nucleotides. RefSeq lists its product as uncharacterized. Gene Ontology annotation, biological process: transmembrane transport. The record is from RefSeq and is a predicted model, not a curated record. Bases 130 to 3462 code for a protein of 1110 amino acids. Gene Ontology annotation, cellular component: membrane. The transcript has 16 exons. Gene Ontology annotation, molecular function: antiporter activity; xenobiotic transmembrane transporter activity. Lineage: Eukaryota; Viridiplantae; Streptophyta; Magnoliopsida; Poales; Poaceae.